GGCGGGGCGUCGCAGAGCGCAGCCCGGCCGGAUGUGAGCGGAGCGGCCGCUUCCUGUUUCCUCGCAGUCCUCCCUCUCCCCGCCUUGGGUGGUGGCCGCUGCCUCGUCCCCGCUCCCCGGCACAGGGCGGAGGCGGCCGCCGGCUCCUUUCUCGUGCGGCGCUCCCCGCCCGCUCCGCAGCAGCCCCCGCCGCCGCGGCGCAGCCCCGAUGCAGGCCAUCAAGUGUGUGGUGGUGGGCGACGGUGCUGUAGGUAAAACAUGCCUACUCAUCAGUUACACAACCAAUGCAUUUCCUGGAGAAUAUAUACCCACUGUUUUUGACAACUACUCUGCCAAUGUAAUGGUUGAUGGAAAACCAGUCAAUCUGGGUUUGUGGGAUACAGCUGGUCAAGAGGACUAUGACAGACUACGUCCACUCUCUUAUCCGCAAACAGUUGGAGGAACCAAUGGUAAGAAUAUAUCUUCCAGUCUGACAGAUCAACCCAUUGCCGAUGUCUUCUUAAUCUGCUUUUCCCUUGUGAGUCCCGCUUCCUUUGAAAAUGUCCGUGCUAAGUGGUAUCCUGAGGUGCGGCACCAUUGCCCCAAUACCCCCAUCAUCUUAGUGGGCACCAAACUCGAUCUCCGGGAUGACAAGGACACUAUUGAAAAACUGAAGGAGAAGAAGCUGACUCCUAUCACCUACCCCCAGGGCCUUGCCAUGGCAAAAGAGAUCGGUGCAGUGAAAUAUCUAGAAUGCUCAGCACUUACACAGCGAGGCCUGAAGACAGUGUUUGAUGAAGCAAUCCGAGCAGUUCUUUGCCCCCCUCCUGUAAAGAAGAGGAAGAGAAAAUGCCUGCUGCUGUAAAUGUCACCCUCCCCCACCCCACUCCAAACCCUGUGCUUUGCUCGGAACAAUGGAGCAUUCACACUCAAUGCCAAGUUUUUCUGUUAUAAAUUAGUUCUCUUCCAGAAAUUCUUGAACCGAUCAAGUUUCAUGGUUUAAUUUGUUAAAAGUAUGAAAGUUACCUUGCAUUCUUCAAAAGCAAACUCCUGAAAAGACAAACCUAUGUAAAGCCUUAUUUUUAAAAUCCUAUUCUUGCUCAAUUAAGUGUUGCCAAACUCUCUGCUGAACUAAGUUGCAUUGUUGUGCUACAAACACUAAGCACUAAACUGUUUUUUAAAGAUUCUUCUUGAAGAUGACUCUAAUUUCUGUUAGGAAAUGCAAAAACACUUUCUAGUUUUUCACAGUAAGUAACAGUACCUUACGAUUCGCAAAACACUGCUCUCUAAUGUGUUUUACUAUUACAUGUUUCUUCGGCCCAGUCAUUGCCUGGCAUGGUGUUAUCAAACCUAAAUCGUUGACAAUGACUGACACCCUUGAGUCACAGUGUAAAAUGCUUUGUUGUUGGUAAGGGCUUGGUUGCAAUCUAGUUCUUGCUGCUGUGAUUUAAAAAAACAACUAACCAUUCUUCCUGACGCGUGUCUGGUUCUUUGGACAGCACAGUGUUGUGAUGGAUAAGUGAAAUCCAGGGUUGGAUCAAACGAUAGUGCCAGAGGGUGUUUGGACACUGUACGGAUGACUGACACUACACUGCAGGGUAGCUGAAACGGAAUUCUGGUACAGGUGAAAUGCGGGACCGCUUCCUCUGAGGGGCAGCAGUGCAAGAGGUUGGUGCUGAGGGGUAAAUCCCUUUGAGCGUCACGUAGGGCAUUCAUUUAGGUACAGUUCUGAACCGGUCAUUCCCACAACUGUUGCGUAGUAAAUGCUUUCCUUGUAGAAUCUCUUCUUAUUGAGAAGUAUAACGUCUACUUUAAAAUCUUUCUAAUAGGAAUUUGCUCUUUUUUUUUGUAGAGUAGAAUUUUCAUGCAUAUCCUCCUUAUUUUCCUGGUAUUUCUGACCUAGUAAGUUAUACGCUUUCUGAGGAGCUUUUAGUCUAUUAACUAGGUGUAAAAAUCAUGUGGAACAGCUUUACACAUCUUAGUGAUUUUUAUAUUUUAAACCUCUGUAAACUCUGGACCUUCUCCAAUGUCCCUGUUUGCCAGAUCCCCCCCACCGCUGUAACAUUACUAAUGCAGACAAGUGUUCUUUUGUCACCACGUGUACGUGUGCAGCAUAGACAGAGUAACGGUAACUUGGGUCUGUGAGGUCCUGUAAUUAGUGCUAAUGUUCUGUCCAUCCUGAGCUGGCAGGAAUAUGAUGUUGAACUAUACCCUUUCAACCACUAAAGCAAAAUUUAAAAAUUAAAAGUUGC
Messenger RNA from Cuculus canorus (common cuckoo), 2231 nucleotides. It is a transcript of the gene RAC1, whose product is annotated as Rac family small GTPase 1. Gene Ontology annotation, biological process: regulation of cell shape; regulation of actin cytoskeleton organization; cortical cytoskeleton organization. Gene Ontology annotation, molecular function: protein kinase binding; GTP binding; GTPase activity. NCBI's taxonomy places the organism in Eukaryota, Metazoa, Chordata, Aves, Cuculiformes, Cuculidae. The transcript is spliced from 7 exons. Bases 209 to 844 code for a protein of 211 amino acids. The record is from RefSeq and is a predicted model, not a curated record. Gene Ontology annotation, cellular component: plasma membrane; cytoskeleton; cell cortex.